Spirodela intermedia is the source of this 4782-nucleotide messenger RNA. NCBI's taxonomy places the organism in Eukaryota, Viridiplantae, Streptophyta, Magnoliopsida, Alismatales, Araceae. The record is from the annotation of a GenBank genome assembly.
AUGGAGCUCCAUGGUAUAUAUAUUUCGCAAUUGGCGCAGUUUUCUCGUUCGCGCUUCUACCUUUUCAAUUCCUCUUCGAUUUUCUUCCUCUCUCCUCAGCAAAAUGUCCGUCCAAUUGCAGGCAAAGCAGCAGUCACGCACGACUUCCUCUCUCUCCACAAGGAGCCACUUCUGCAGAAUUCAAGGCCUCCUCGUUCUCCAGGUAUGCAGAACCGCCUCUGUCGAGACGUAAAAUCACUGAUCCGACGAACACCGCCGCCUGGCAAUCAUCCUCCACCUCCCGAUCUACGACUUUCCGAUUCCCAAAUUGACGACUCCACCACUCAGAAGAUCACUACAGAGGUCCACCGCCUGGUAGGCCGAAGCCCCUCCCCUCCCCUUCUCCCUCUGUCUAGGGAUAAAAUCAGAGAACUGACGAACACCGCCGCCUGGUUUCAUUCCCCAUCCUUCCCCGGUGGGCAGUCAGUCGGUUCCUCAAUGCAGCGACUCUCUCUCUCUAUCUGCGAUCUCCCUUCCCCUUCUCUCUCCUCUUUCCCUUCCAGGGGGGGCAUUUCGGGAAAGCCUCUGUGGAAUGGCUAGGCUUCGGCGCCAAUGCGUAGGGGCAUUUCGGGAGAGCAGGAAAAUUUCCAACCUCUACCGUCCGUGACCUCCUCCCCUCUCUCCCUGCAUGGGGCGCUUCGGAGUAAUAUAUCCUACCCUCGGGAGAAGGCACAAGCCGCUCCCGCCCGCCGACCCACGUGGUCCUCCGCCGCCGCCUACCGGCGACGGACGGUUACGAUGUGACCAUCGCCAUUCAACGUGAUGUAAUUUCGAAUAGUGUUAUCAUAACAGCGCAACUAAUCCCCCCCACCACCCUAGGGAGGUAUGGGGACCACGCAACGGCCUCCUCCAUUAAGUCGCUAAUGGUUUCCUCUGCCAGGUCACGGAGUCGAGCAGCGCGAUGGCGGCGGCGCGGGAAGGGCGGCGGCGAUCGACCUCAACGUAGUAGCGGCGGCGGCGGCGGCGGCGGUGGGGCCCUCCGCUUCCUCCUCCGAGCACCGGCUCGCCAGCGGUUUCGGACGCGCGGUCGUGAAGCCGGAGUGGUCUUCCUCCACGUGCGGCCCCACCUCGCCGGGCGGCGCCGCCGCAGCGCAGGAGGAGAAGACAGUGGGGAUCGGCGGCGGCACGGGGCAGAGUCGCAACUCGCACUCCCCGGCGCGAGUCUUCAAGCCGUGGAGGGAGGUCGAUGUCACCCGCGGAGGUAAGAAGAAAGACCUGACCGUCCACCCAGCACGUACCUACUACCUUCCUUGGGUCCUUCCUCAUUGUUGAAUUGAUCUGAUGCCACGUGUCCUCUCCCGGUUGAGCUGUCAGGGAGAGAAUCUCUAUCCGGGAUCCCUUUCGCUCCACGCAAGACCCACGUGAAGCAGCCGACCCGCCCCCUGGCCCGUGGACCCUCCGCCGUCGAGCUGUCGUGCGGAUUCCAAACCCUCUCCCAAAACCGCAUUUAAACGACAUGGGCCCGACAAGAGCGCUGCCCUCGUCACCGGCGAACGACUAAAAAAAAUCCUCCAUUUUACUAAAUAGCACCCUUACUUUCUCCCCCCCCCUUAUAUUUUAUAUUAUUUAUAUACAAUUGUUGCUAUGGGAGUCGAGUGUUAAGAAUUUUGGGAGCAGCUUCGGUUUCCCCCGAGCGGCCUGACCUUAUUCGGCUCGUCUUCGCCUAAUGUCAGGGUCGCACCUGCAGCAGUGGCCCUCUCCCUCUUCAGCCGCCGGUCGCAGUGGCUUCACUCCGUCCUCUGGGUGCGUGGUCUUCUGUCCCGCCUUCUCCUCGUUUUAUUACUUUGUUUUGUCUCCGUUAUUCGCGGCCUAGGGUUUUUGUUUAUGUCGAUUUCCCCACCUCGACCAUCACGUGAGAGUUGUGUGCGUUGGAGCAGGCAGCAACGGGACACUAGGGACAUGAUGGACACGUCGUCGAGGCACAAGGGAUUCGCCGAUGACGACGAAGAGGAUGAGGAAGAUUUUCUGAAGGAGACUUCUUCCCGGAAAGGUGCGCCCUUUGCUCUCCCGCUUUCCUAACAUCGGGUUCCUUCGUUUCGUCGCCGAACCUAGUGAAUGAACUAGGGCAGACGUUCCUGCUGAGGUGUCUCAUCGUCUAACCCAUAUGCUAAGUGCCAUAUUGGGAUACUCUGUAUCAGGGAUAGCCGUCCUAGUCGACGAGGUUUUCUAUUUUGCGACCUUUUCGUUUCAUGCAGACAACCUAUUUGGAUUCGCCUCCGCUGAAGGGACCUAUUGUUCGUUGUUUUUUUUGGGAUUUGUGAAGUUUUCUGCUAUGUUAACUUCAGGAUUGACGACUAAAGUAGAUGGAAGCAGCAACAGCGGCGACGGGAUCAACGACGAUCGGAAGCCCUCCACACCACGGUCGAAGCAUUCCGCCACCGAGCAACGCCGGAGGAGCAAAAUAAACGAGAGGUGUGGUUUCUCUCACCUUCUCGCAACUAUUCGAGUUCUUUGGUUUCCCUCCUCUUGACCUAAUCCCUCAUUGUUGUUGAUCUAUACGCUUCAUAAUAUGCUCGUACUCCUCGUUAACUCUAUUUGGCGUUUCCAUUAUAUGGGUUUGUGUGGUCUUUAUUUUGGCCGGAUUUUGGGUCUAUAGUAUAGGUGGUAACUCACUAUGACAUUUUUUUACUGUGCUAUUAAUUAAUAGCUCCCAGCGCUCAAGAAAGAACGAGAAAAAAUGUAGAAAUAAAGCUGUGAAAGUGAUGUGAAGUUUGGCAAUAGAUUAAUGUCUUUUCUUCUGACCUUGUAUCCUUAAAUCGUCGAUGAACUAUUGGGAGAAUGGUUAGUUAUAGACCGUCAAAGAUGGUUGCAGUUGGUGCUUAUUACUCUCAUAUGCUUUUCAGGACUUUACAUUGGGGAAGUUUUACCUUAUUCUUCAGUAAUUUCGGCUGACGGAAUUGAGAUUUGGACGUGUCCUAACGCAACCUUAUUCGUAGUUUUCCUGAUUUACGCAGUACGUUAUAGAAUUGAAUGAAAGGGGAGAUAUUUAGGUUUUAUGUUGCAAUUAGAAGUCAAUCAUCAUCUACUCUGGUAGUACUAGGAAGUGACAGAGGGAAAAGAAACACUACACUUUUCAGAAUGAACAACACAGAAGGCAUGUUAAAUCUGCUCUAUUGGGUCUUUCAUUUCCUUUGCUGUGAUUAUUUUCUUCCCUUGUGACUAAUCGCGAAGAGUUUUGCUGUCCUUGAUCUGCAUGAACUGACAUACGAAUUCGGCGCAGGUUUCAGAUUUUGAGGAACCUUGUACCGCUCACUGAUCAGAAAAGGGACAAGGCAUCAUUUCUUCUAGAGGUGUCUGCUACUUUCUUUAGGAUGGAUGCUUUGAUACAGAAAUCACGGUUCAGAUUUAUCAUUUCGAACGAUUUCUUUCUAUCACAGGUCAUCGAGUACAUCCAGGUUCUCCAAGAGAAGGUUCAGAAGUAUGAGUCACCAUAUCCGGGAUGGAACCUGGACAAUGUGAAGUUGAUGCCAUGGGUAAUGGAUUGAAUGCUUUUUUCUCCCUAAUUUGAGCAUAUUCGUAUAGCUAUGUGUGCAUCAUACAUUAUUUACAUUUGGCGUGCUCAUUUAUCCAUGCGCAUGGUGCUUUCUUAUUACGUUAAGAGUUUCUUUCAUCCAAUCUUUGAGAGAUUUCAUGGGUGCGAGGGAUGUCCAUUACUCAAUGUUUUUUUAACUCCUAUCGGCGGUCAACUUGUAAUUUUAUUAUUGCUGGGGGCUUCUGCCUCAUGCAGUGGGAGUUCGAAUUCGAGAGAAAUCAUCAUCUACAUUUCGGGAGAUCUUGUUUAUUUCUCCGGAUUUUUCUGAACUAUUUCAAUGGGUCUUUACAAAUAAAUCAAUUCCAAAACCUCCCGGGGGCCCCAGAAAUCUCUGUUUUAUUCUUUUUUUAAUGGGAUUGUGUAAUGUGAUCUUGAUUCUCUCAGGCUCCCCAUUUGGCACAGAAAAGCAGCCAAGCUCCUGCAGAUGGUGUCGCCGACACUUCCCUUAUAAAGAAUGGCUCUCUCCCCCCCAGCGGGUUCAUCUACCCCAUCGAUGGCACCCCCCCCGCCGCCACCGCCGCCCCACUUGUGUCCGCCCCCGCCCCCAUGCAGUACCCUCCCACCGCCGGUGGGCCCAGCAGCGGAUUCUUCCACACUCAGCCUAGGAUGGAGAACUCCGGACAAGGUCAGGCCCAGUGGCCCAGAUCAUCAUCUUCUACAGCCGACGGCCAUGCCGGUGGUGCCGCCGAUGUGUUCAACGGAAGAGACGACCUGGUGAUCGACGAGGGCACCAUUAACUUGUCCAGCGCCUACUCCGACGGGUCAGCCCCCUCGAUAAUUUUCGAAUCGAUGUGGUUUUCCCUUCAAUUUUUAAAAGCAGCCAUAAAUAAUAUUUGGUGUGCGUCAGGCUGGUGAGCGCGUUGACGCUGGCGCUUCAGGGCUCGGGAGUGGACCUCUCCCAGGCCAGCAUCUCCGUGCGGAUCAACCUCGGGCGGCAGGCAGUCGGUCGGCAGGCCUCGAGCAGCAAGGUGACCAACCAACCAUCGCCGCCCUGUCAUUUCCCUGUCUUCGCCCAGAGAACAACGGAGGAGAAGGUUUCAAACGAAGUGUAGGUGAUUAAGGAAUGAAUAUGUUUGGUUGUGCAGGAGCCGGACGGGCCUUCUUCCAGCAACCAGGCGGCGGGGGGGCACUCGAGGGUCGCCAGCAGCGGCGAGGACUCCGAGCAGCAGCGCCCCAGCAAGAAGAAUAGGAGGAGACCCGCGGCCAGCUAG